Molecule: messenger RNA, 7536 nt
Organism: Porites lobata
Lineage: Eukaryota; Metazoa; Cnidaria; Anthozoa; Scleractinia; Poritidae
Source: the annotation of a GenBank genome assembly
GUUGCUUUAUAUUCGCCGCUCCGUUCCGCGAACAAGUAUCCAUGUUUAGCAGCUUUUCUUUGGUUUAAAAGAGUUAAGCCGACGUUUUUGAGCAAAAAUAGGACGGUGAUCGAACUAAGUCCAAGGACGGUAACCCAAGUUUUGACUGAGUAAAUGCGAUUGAAAAGCUAAUGAUUUCGUAAAAACGAAAGCAUGUGAAUUUUUUCACAACACAAAUAUCGCACAGAGAAGCAAGUUCAACUUCUUGGCUUGAAUACAACUUUGAAAAUCUUGAGUCAUCUUCCUACAAAGGCAAUCGGAGAACUAGGACUUCAUUUGGGACGACAGAGCAUCUUAUUUGAAAGACUGUCCCAACGUAUACUGAAGCCAUGACUGAGUGCAAAUAUACUUUUCGUUUAAAGAUUUUGGUCGUCUUGAUGUUGGCAGGUAAGUGGAAUAUGUUAUCUAGAUAUAGCGGUAAAUCGAUUUAAGCAUUGUCUUAUGGCAGUAAAAUCAUAGCUGAAUACACAUUUUAAAACUUGUAAACUCUUUUUUAAGAACGUUCAAGAUGUUAAAUGUUGACCUCGCUUGUCAAGAGUUGACCGUUCUUUGAAUCUAUUCAUUAAAAUUACAUAUAGUUGUGAUGAAUAUUAAUCUUUCUAAUGCCUGAGAAUGAUUCUUGUUGAAAGGUUUAGGGAAUUACUCAUUUUUAUAGCAGGAAUGGCUCAAUACAGUUCUAAAUUUAUUUGGCAGUGGCAAAGAAUUGGCUGAAAAUUUUACAAAGUUGAAACGACCAAAAUGACUAAAUGUUGUUUGUUGUCGUUUUGUGACAAUUCAAGCAUGCUACAUGACGCAAGAAAUAACAAUUAUCCAUUAUAAACAGCAACAAUACACAUAAAAACAGUUUGUCGUCAUGGGUGAUGCGGCAAAACUCUAGAAAAUUCAAUCAGGAAAAAUUUAGAAUUCAUUGUCUAUGAAUUCUUUACUUUUUAUUUGUCAGAUAUUAAUUUUACGUUUACUACGUGUUAGAGAAACAAUGUCUGGGUUUUGAUUCUCUUUGGAGCAACGACUUGCUUAAGGGUUAUGAGUCGCACCAUGUAAGGGAAUCUAGAUUCCGGAAUCUGGGAAAUUCAGGAAUCCUGGGUUUUGGAAUCCGGAAUACAGCUCAAUUAUUCCAGAAUCCCACUAACGAUUGAAAUCCAGAAUCCAAGUUCUACUGACAAAUACUGGAACCCAGUACCUGGAAUCCGGAAUCCACAUCGUAGAAUCCAGAAUCCAAGACUGUCAUGGAUUUCCUUACAUGGGGCGAUACGAGCCAACAAUAGGUUCCAGAGUGUGACGUCAUAAAAACAAUGAUUAAAUUGGUGAAUUUAUAGGAUUUGUCUUUUAAAUUUGACUUGGGUCUGGGUCUAGACCCAAGUCAAAUUUAGAGGGAUUUGUAUGGAGUCGUCAGAGCACAACUGGGCUAAUUUCUCAGAGACAAUUUGCCCCACAAUGCUAGUUUUAGCAAGUAGGCCUCUUGGAUGUUGUUCUUUCAGAAUAUACUGACAAAUCCCAUAAUUUCACAAAUUUAGUUUUUAUGACGUCACACUUUAGAACUCUAAGAUUUGAAUACAACAAACUCUGUCCAUUUUGAAAGCCUCCUAAAAAAAAACUUUCUAGUGCUGUUUAUUAAUCGGUCAUUCUUACAAACAUGGAUCGCAUUUAAAAUCGAAUUCUCUGUAAACGUUAACAUCCCCGAGAAAGGUUAAACAAACAAAAGAAUGAAUAAUGAAUAGAUUACUUAAUUAAUUAAUAAAAACAUCCAAGACGGACAUAUGUGAUUCAAAUAGAUCAUAACUUGGGAGCAAAACAUUUGUGGUAAAAAAAAACCUGAAUCUUAUCAUCAUUGUUUUCUGUUUUGACCUUAGCCAGAGGAUACACGAAUACAGUAAAUUUCAAGGCUUUCACCUUAUUUGCUAUAUUUCACGCAAUCUACAAGAAAAAUCUGCCCGGCAGACAACAUCAGCGUAUCUGGAACGAUAAAUGUGAAUUUUAAACCCCUCAUGGGGACUUAUCAGGACGUGGCUCUGGCCUUAUUUGACACUCUCCAACACACAGUAUCAGGUGUUUGAUAUUUUAUUUGUGCAAAACCAUAAGCAAUACAUUUAAAGGCAAAAAAUAUUGGUUUUCCGUUCUGAAAACCCUAUAUGAGGCUUCGUUUGCACUUUAAGCGAGACGAAGAGCACCUCGUUACUUUUAUAUGGGAGACCCCCUUCCCCCACCCCUUGGAGUUCAGUGAAGGAAUUUGACUGAUACACUGGUGUAGACGAGAAGUGACACGGAGCGUGGAGAAAGAGAACGGGAGGAAGAUCUCUGGGGAGAGGGGUGGGUAAGGGAGAGAAGGGAAACUAAAGGAAUGUGAUACUUGCGUAGACAAGGUGACAUGGGGUGAGAAGAGAGGGUAGGAGGUAGAUGGGGAGAGGGGGUAGGGAGAAGGAGAAAGGUUUUGCAUCUUGACCAGUUGGGUUUACAAGUGAUGAGCGAGGCGCUAGGUCUCCCUCGUUUUGUUUUGUUGUUGAUGUCGUUGUUUGUUUUGUCUUUAAUUCGUUCGCCAAGAUCAAGUUAAAGUGAGGUACAUUACAUUGUGAGAAGUACGUGAUCUUAGUUGGCCAGCAAACCAAUAAAAACGGUUAAAAAUAAUGAAUUUAGGCUUUCUCAUCAUUCAUGUUUUUAAGUUAAAGAAGAUGUAACCAUCGCGGUAACCAUCGCGCGGAUAAGUAGUAAUAAGAACAAUGUUAAUUAUUAUUAUUAUCAUUUUUAUUUAGAAUUAUUAACUUACCUAUAAAGCGCUAACAUCUCUAUUAUCAUUGGUUCAUUAAUAGAAAAGGAAAAACGUAUAUAUACUAAAAAUAUUUACAUUCCACAUCGAGCUCACGAUUGCACUAGAGGCUACAAAGCGUUUUCACAUAAAGUCCCGUCUGCCAUGUUGCUGUUCCAAAUGUUGGACAUGUUGGGGUUCCAAACCAAUUCUGUGGGAGUUGACCCUUUUUCUUAUGUAAAACUUUCUUUCGUUCUAAUAAAUUUGCAUAGAUGGGUGAAAACGCUUUAUAUCAGACUUUGGCUGUUGUUCACAAGAUACCGGAUAGCUUUUGCGCAUGCACGAAAAUCAUACCGCAUAGGGCUUCUGUUCACACAUAAGAACGGUGAUUACGGUGCGAUUUCUGUAACAGAGCGAAGCUGUGCCGCGCCGAUCUCCAAACUGGAGAGUCACAUAUCGGAUAGGUGUUCAUACUAUACUACCGGAUAGCUUUUGCGCCGGCGCGAAAACCAUACCGGAUCACAGGGCUUCUGUUCGCACAUAAGAACGGUGAUUUCAGCGCAGUAUAUUCAGUUAAGGGAGCGAAGCUGUGCUGCGCCGAUCUCCAAACUGGAGAGUCACAUAUCGACUAGGUGUUCAUACUAUACUACCGGAUAGCUUUUGCGCCGGCGUGAAAACCAUACCGGGUAGGGCUUCUGUUCACACAUAUAAAGAACGGUGAUUUCGGCGCAGUAUAUUCAGUUAAGGGAGCGAAGCAGUGCCGCGCUGAUCUCGAAACUGGAGAGUCACAUAUCGAAUAGGUGUUCAUACUAUACUACCGGAUAGCUUUUGCGCCGGCGCGAAAAAAGCUACAUGUUCUGGUGUGAAUAUCCAGUAGUCUUUGAGUUCCCCUCGGCCAAAUUGGCACUGUAGGGCCACAACAGAUCCUUUUUUUACAGCGCGAGUGGUAAAUCCCUCAGCUUUUGCUGAAUCAUAUACAACUAUCCACCGAAGGGGACUGAGUUGAACAGUUAACGAUUAUUCCUCGAGGCAGAAAGGGCUCUGAGUCAAUAGCCCAUGAGGCCGAAGGCCGAAUGGGGUAUUGACUCAGAGGCCAUGAGCUUGAGAGGAAUAAUUGUUUUCGUAAAAUCCAACUAGUUGGUCAAAAAUAUCGAGACAAAACAACUUUAGCUAGCAAAACGCGAUUCAGCCGCCAUUGUUUUGGUUUUCAAAGCCGGCGCCUUUCGCUACUAGUGGGCUAUAACAUAUAGCCUAGUAGUGGCUCAACCAAUCAGAACGCAACAUUGAUUGGAUUUUACUAAUAGUGGAUACAUAAUAAGACGGGAAGCGUUGAGGCAUAUACCUAGCACUGUUCACAGACCCUGAGGGGGAUAGUUGUUUUAGUAUUUACCAAAUCAGUUAGAUAAAAAAUGAAAAGAGUUUCUUUUUGUAAAUUAAAAACGUUACUUGGUAGGAACUUUAUUGACAAUUUACAAACAUUCCGGGGAUUUUGUCAAGUGCAUUUUUACAAUUUUGUUGCAAAUUCAGCACGAAAAUAAUUUUCUACCUACCAGUAAACACCGACAAGCCAAAGAUAGUUGCUUUCUUGGUAUUUGUUUGUACGACUGCUUCAUUUAUCGCUCAAAUUUCGUCUUCCGAAAAUGCCUCGAAGCGAGACGCCAUCUUGGCUCCGGUCGCAAACUCAAUAGCCAAGGAUAUUCCCAAUUACGGAAGCCAAUCAAAACGCGCGAAAAGUGCUAGUGGCUGAUUUGGUAAAUAUAAGGCAUAUUGUUUGAGAGAUCCGCACUUUAAAAAAGUGGCAAUAUUAAUCAAAAAUAAUAAAGUGAUUAGAAAGGAACUGCCAAGUCUUUAAACUCUCGUAGAGAACUGUAAAUUUACUGAUGAGUUUAUUUGCCUGCACUGACAGAUAACAUGUUUUUGUCUGCCUUUUAGAAUUAGCAAGUGGCGACGUCUUGGAUGAUCUAUUUGAUGAUGACGACCUCCGUAAGUCGUAAACAGUAGCAAUUAUAUCCCGUUUGAGCGUUGCUGGAUAUGAUAUUACUAAGACAAUACGAAACCCCUGGAGGGUAACCCAAGGACAUUUUUUGAUGGAUGUGUGCACGAAGCAUCAUCCUUCAACCUCAGAACCUACAUCUCGGACAUGACUCCAAAAUUUAAUACCCCAAUAAUAAAUAUAUAUUAAAAAAACUUAUAUUGCGCAUAUAGAAAUAAUUUUCAUACGCGCAUAACAGAUGAUAAGAUAAAAAUAAGUCGGAUUACGUCGAAUCAAACAGUACACUCUCGCUGAUUCAAGUUUAGAGCUAUUCACCAAAGCGCAAAUGACAAUAAACAAGUCCCUUGUUUAAAAUAGAAACUGAAUCGAAUUGUAAAAUUCAUACUCAGACUCAGACCUAAGUAUGGCUCAUGCACUGGGGUUCAAAUUGGCUUAACCUUAGUUUUGUUCUGUUGCUCAGCGAGGCGUGUUUUUUCUCAGUUUUAAUUCUUAUAAACCGCUUUCCGCAUCUUUCACCUUUUUGUGAGCACCAAAGAAAGAUUUAAUUAAUAACCCAUGGGAUUACAGAAAGUAAGAUACGACCAGGCAAAAUCAAAGUUACUCCAGCGAAGCAAAUUCAUGAAGAAAAGAAACGACACUGUCAUGAUCCAUUGUCAUUAUGGUGAUCAAAGUUUGGAACGCCUCUCCAGCUAUUAUUUGCUAUUCCCACGGGACUCCCCUGCGUGCCCUUUCUAGCUUUCUCUUCGUCCCAUUCCUGACUGCAGGAGAGCCCUUUCACUGACUAGCACAUCCCACAUGUGGCCUCGACACAGGACUUAAACCCAGGAUCGAUGCAUUGAGGGGGUGCUUGUUUUAGUUGUAAUUAUGGUUUGUAUUGUUGGUGACUCUAAUUGUUUCUUUCCUAUCUCCACAGUUCUGUAUGUGGCCAUAGGAUUUCUGUGCUUUGCUGUGUUAUUCCUGUUCGUUGUAAUACUGAUUAUCUCCAUCGCUGUCAUCAGAUUAAAGAAAAUAUUGAGGUAAGUAACACAUUUUGUUUUUCAAGGUGGCCAUUAACUUGUAUCUUUUGAAUACUGAAAAGUAACAGCCCAUAGAGGAGGGGGGGGGGGGGUAUUUCCUAUAAUGGCCUAUACGGUGAGGUCCCAACCGAAAGGGGUACCCGGCCUUUUUCAGGCUUCAGGAAAAUGAAAGAGUAGGGAUUUCACUAGUUGUGAAGUAACAACAAGAGGUCUGGGUGCGAGAUAAUCUUAAUUACUUGGGCGUGACGCCUGCUGUCCUAUGACACUGUUCUUUUGGUGCUGAAAUCUGGACAGUUGAUAGCCAAUCAGAUUUGAGAAUCUUGUUAUAGUUCUGAUUAGUCCUUAUGACGCCUGUAUCGUACCGCAAUUUCAGAAGGAUUGUACGAACUAAUCAGAGUAUAUUAACGGUGCUUAAUAUCUCCCUACCAGUAAUUGCACUAACAGCCCGAUUUUUAGCACGGGGUUUUUUCCACCUUGUUCUUUCUGAAUAUCCCAACCAAUCCCAUGGUUUCCCAAAUUUGAUUUCUUUACAUUGGGUAAAAAAAGUUACUUCAACCAUGAUACGCUGACGAUAGGCCAUGCGCAGGUUGGUGUUAUUAUAUUUGUAUACUAAAAAUGUUCAUUUGUGAUUUUAAGGGCUCGAGAAUAUGACGUCCACUACCGAAACGGUGAGGUGAUAUCAAACUCCCACGCUAUGUCAGGACGGUCACUAAACAGUGCUACAAACUGGAAUCAUUUCUUCCCCGAAAGCAGAAAUGGAAGAGAAUCGAACAGCAAUCUAAACUUGGAAUACCAAGAUUACAUGGACUUGAUUAUUAUGGACGCUUCAAGAGUGAGCCUCCCUCGUGCCAGAUUGGACAGCGAAAAGACGACUUUCUAAGUUGAUAAGCAACUGCUGGUUUUCAGCUGACUGAUGUCACUGUGGUCAUGCUUCAUGUAAAUUCUGUGAAGAAACUUUUGUUUACAUUUUUCCUCUCACUAGCAUAUGCAUUUCAUUCUCUGAUCAAGCUAUUAAAAUAAACUCUCUGAAUAUCGAAAGAGCAUAACAAUUACAGUUAUCCGUGAAAAUUUGAGCCGGUUUAAAUAAAUAGUUUCGGAUAAGUUAACUUUGAAAAACUCGAAACUUUACAAAGAAUGUAUGGGCUCAUUAGCAUUUUUGCCACCCGGCAAUUUCGCAGCUUUCGAAGGCUAUUUUCUUUGCUAUUGCUUGCAAAGAGCUGAAGAUUGCUCAAAUUGCUCAAAUUAACCAACUCUUUCAACUCUUGAAUUUCAUUUUUGCAUAAGGUGACGCCCCCUAUGGGCUAAAUUUUUAUGUUAACGAGUAAAAAUGAAAACAGUGACGUCAGCAAGGAUUCGUCUAUUGUUUUGUCAACCGAAAUGGCCGUCUUGUCAAGUGAUUACAACUAAGAAUUGCACUGUAAGUUUUAGCGAGAGAGAAAUCUAAUGUCAAUUCCAAUCUCCUAUUUCAUUAAUAACAUGUCAAUUGUAAUAACGGGUAUCUAACCAAACUUUCACUAAAUGCAGAUCAGUUAUUUUUUUCUUCCAGUUUACAGCUUGUAGUACACAACUGGGGCAGGGAGGAAAAUAGUAUGAAAUAGUAUAGUUGGCUGUUAAAUAUUUCCGUUUAAAACUUUUAAAUUGAACGGAUUCCGAAAAGCAUACAAAGGCUUUAAGAGCGACGAUGCAUUGAUGUACUGAAGUCAUUUCCUGCGUUUUUAAAUCGUUUCUGGGGAAUGUUUGGUUCAGUG